Messenger RNA from Schizosaccharomyces octosporus yFS286, 4946 nucleotides. Its product is annotated as guanyl-nucleotide exchange factor. NCBI's taxonomy places the organism in Eukaryota, Fungi, Ascomycota, Schizosaccharomycetes, Schizosaccharomycetales, Schizosaccharomycetaceae. The transcript is spliced from 4 exons. The coding region runs from base 24 to 4856 and encodes 1610 amino acids. The record is from RefSeq and is a predicted model, not a curated record.
CUAAGACCUUCUCAAAAUUUUUGAUGAAUCUUUAUGAAAAUCUAAUUACUUUCUUGAACUCUCUUAGCUUAGACUCCCGAAAAAAGAAUGCUGACUUAAAAAAGGAUGCUGAAUCAUCGAUUAAGCUUCUGGAGCAAAUUAGACAAGACUCUGAUUCAAAAUUGGCACAAGCAUUAAAGCAGGAAGCCCUGUUCUUCCGACCUUUUGUUUGUUCGCUUGAUAGAAAAAUUGAUCGUUGUAUUGUUCCUGCAUUGAAUUCAAUUCAAUUACUAAUAAUCAAUAAUGCUCUACCUUCCUCGGUUCUCCCAGAGCUAUUUCGUGUAUUAGAUGACACUUCAUCUUUGGGACAGGACGUGCAAUUAAGAAUUCUCCAGAUAAUUCCUAUUGUAUGUACAAACUAUGCUGAGUAUAUGCGAAUACCGCUACUAGUUCCUGCACUUCACACCUGCUUUUCUUUACAUAAUAAUAGGAACCCAAUAGUUGCUAAUGCUGCUUCUGCUACACUUCGUCAAGUUGUAAUUUUGGUGUUUGACCAUUUGGAUCAUGAAACCUUGGCACAGAGGGUUGAUAAUGUUCUAUUAUCUGAUUUACUAACUGUUUUCUCUAACCUCUGUGCUCUAAUCCGUUCCGGAAGUUCUGAUUUGCUAAAAGUCAAUGGCAUUUCCGAUACUUUUGGGUUAGAGUUAAUUGAAAGUAUUCUCGUGAAUCACCAUCAUUUAUUUGAACGAUCCGAAUUUCAAGAUUCAGUGCGAAAAGACUUGCUUCCUAUCAUGACCGCUUCUCUCGCCUCCAUGUCUAAUUUUUCCGUAGCUCUUCGUGUUGCCCGUAUUUUAUCCAUUCUUUUUCAGCAUCACACAGCUUCCUUAAGCUUGGAUGUCGAAGUCAUUUUGACCUUUAUAAUAAGCUCCUUGGAAAACUCAGAAGCGCCUUGGAAAAAGGCUCUAUUCCUAGAAGUUUUACGUUGUUUGUUCAAUAAUUCAGAACUCAUAUUUAUUAUGUACUCGUUAUUUGACGGUGUUGAAGGAAGGAAACCGAUAAUCUCUAAAUUAAUAACUUCACUCAAUCGGAUAAUUAACGAGAAACCUUCGAUGAUAGGGGUAGGUUCUCGAGUACUUUUGUCUGAUUUUGCUGACGAUCAUUCUACGGGUUUUUCAUCUACACUCGGAUUUGAAAUGGGUAAAAUAAUUGGCACAUUUACAGGUUCAAAACCAGAGCAAGUAAUAGGUAUUUGUCGUGCUACAAUUUUGAAAACUCCCUGCAUUGAACAAUUUGACAAGCAAGAUCCCCCUAUUGUACCCGCCGCUUACUUGGUUUAUCUAGCUAUGUGCUCUUUGGUAGCUCUUUGCAAAUCUACUGCAGAAUUUGUUAUGGAAUUCAAUGAAAAUACCUCGGACACAGAAAUUUUAGGUUUGCUUUCUUCGCUACAGUCUAUUAAGGAUGAGAACUCAUGUCCAGAUGUAUAUUCGAAAUUGAAAUGCUAUUAUGGCAUAAUUUCCCAGAACUGGACUGCUUUUCUAGUUUCAUAUUCUACUUUUAUGUCCAGUGCGUUAAGUAUGGAGUUAUUGAAGUUUAGUGUCGAUUCUUACGUGAAAUUCAUUUGUGUUUGUACGAUCUUCAGGCUGGAAACGCCUCGAGAUGCUUUGCUGACAACUCUUAGCAAUAAAGCUGUACCUUCAAUAUUGUUAACAGGUAAUACACCAAAUAAUAACUCAAAUCAUGUUUCUAAUAACGGACGUAUGUCCACUUCGACAAUGUUCAGUGUGGAAGGAUUAAAGGAAGCAGCGACGACUAUAGCUGGAAUGGCAACUUACGACAGUCAUGAUGAUAAACAAAAAUCAUUUUCACUAAGAGAAUUGAUAUUUUUGCGAAGUUUGUCUUUGGUUGCUCGUCAAGUCGGCGAACUUUUGGGUAAAGGAUGGAAAAUAUUGCUUGAAACUGUUGACAAAGCGGACAUUAUUUUAAACAGAACUCCUUUAUCGAAACAUUUGUCAACUAGCAGCUUAGGUCGCCUCAACUCCUCACAUUCUGUUGCGCAUGAGGGAAAAGCCAUGUCUGGACUAAUGGAUCAAGAAGUUACAUCAUAUAAAAGUGAACUUUCCGAGCUUAUGUUAGCUACCUCUAAAUAUAAUGAUCAAUCUUAUUUAGAAUUUCUCGAAUCCCUGCUAACAGUUCUCACGUCUUCGUGCAUAGAUCAGACGAAUAAUUUGACCGUACCUGUCCAACCUGAAGAAAGGACUUCUAUAUCGUCUCGAGGUUCUUCAGCUAGACUUUCAGCAAACAAAUCCAUUUCGGGUGGUAUUCGUUUACUUCGGAAAAAUUCGGAAGUCUUCUAUUCAUUCACUAUUUUGGAAGUUACAAGUUCCUGUAACAUAAAUCGCUUGAGCAACGCAAAGAAAGUAAGCGAAGUUUGGCCUCUAAUUUCUUCUUCAUUAAGCAACAUUUUAAAAAAUACAACGGUUCCCCCAGAACUUAGGAUAAGAGCCGCAAAAUGUUUAGCCAAUAUAUUGGUAGAACUCUGUUCGUGCAUUUCGAAUGAAAAAAAUGCAGAGAACAAAACAUUUCAGGAACAAUUCCUGCAAUCGGUAAACUUGUUACAGUCAUCUGUUGAAAUUUCUGAUACUACAUCAAAAAACGUUGAGUAUGAUAUAUCGUCAAUAGGUCUCGAAGCGUUAGCAUUAAUUUUAGAAACGGUAGGACACAAUUUAUUUCAAGGAUGGAUUUAUGUAUUUGAUAUGCUUCGAUUUAGUUGCGCUAAAUGUUCCGAUCUAUUUGGUCAGGACAAGGGUGCAAAAACCGUGAGAUUGGCCUUUUCCUGUUUACAGUUAAUUUGUACAGAUUUUUUGGGAUCACUGGACAUGGACAACUACCUUGAUUUGCUGGAUACCUUGCUUGUAUUUUGUCGACAAGAGAAGGAUGCUAACGUGUCACUCACUGCUGUUGGAUUAUUCUGGAUAGUUUCAGACACGUUAAAAAGCAUGUUCAGUAAGUCUGACUGUUCUUGUACUUAUACUUCGUUGGAAGAAUUAUACUUGUUCACAACUACGAAAAGAAGAGAUAUUUUGCCCGAAGUAUUAUGGAUUAUGCUACUUGUGCAUCUGGCAGAUUUGUGUGAAAAUUCUUGGGCUAGUGUCAGGGACGGCGCUGCUCAAAUACUAUUUCGGAUCUUCAAUUCCCAGUGCUCUAACCUGGGAAUCAAUGCAUGGGCUUCUUGUUGUCAACUCGUUAUUUUAAAAAUUCUUUCAUCACAAACAAAACUCGCAGAGUCAACUUUAAACGGCGAUACUCAUGACGAAGACGCUGAGCAGACUAGUGCUUUAAUAAUUAGCGGUAUAGCUAAUGUAUUUUCAGCAAACAUGGACAUGCUUUUAAAGGUUGAAGGAAUUUUGAAUGUUGUGAAAGAAACUUUCAAAUUUAUGCAAAACUUUCAUAAUGGUAAUUAUAAACGUAUUUGCAUGAGUAAUUUCAAAGCAAUGAGGGAGCUGGCCUUCCAUUCGUCUCAAUUUAAACUAAAGUCAUUGAUCUUCAACGAAUUGGUCGAACUUGAAUUUGAGAAUUGGAUAUCAUUCUGUGUACUUUCUUUUGACGACCCUUUCAUUAGCGGCUUGCCUCAAGAAGGUCUUAAAUUACUGGUUGAGUGUUUAUGCUAUUUAUUGAAAUCAUAUAGGUUUGAAGAAGAGAGACUUUUUUCUGCUUCAAAAAAAAUACGAAACAUUAUAUUUUAUGAAGCAAGUCCAUCAUACGCUUUGGACAUAGACUUCUUAUCUUCAUUACAAGAAGCGACAACCACGUUAUUAGAUUGUUUAAUAGAAGAAUACAACCAGGAAGCAAUAGUCGUGGAUAUUUGGGCUGACAUAUUAAGCUAUGCAUUUAAUGAAGAAAAAUUAUCUCCGAACUCAUUACCGACAUAUAUUUGCUUUUCGAAAAAAAUAUUAGAACGAGUGAAACAAAUCACUGCAGAUAAGAAUUUGUCUAUGCUAAGAAGCGGUGUUUUAUCACACUUUUUCGACUCAUUAUUAGUACCUAUGAAGUUGAAAUAUCGUUGCCCGAAGCCGAGUCGAAUUCAUGAGAAUCAUGCACCUAUUUGGACAACUGCAAGUUCCGUAUUUGUUGAUUUAAUUACAAACUGCUUUUUUGAACUUGAAAGAAAUGAUGCAUUGGAGGAGAAUGAUCAACUGAAGGUGUUGUAUGACUUUAGCGUGGAAGCAAUGCGUUUGAUUGUAUACCCAGAUAUAAACUACGAAUUUGUUUGGAGUCUUGAUAGUACUUAUGAAGAUCAAGAUAUCGUUUGCAUGAAAGCAUUACAUUCUCUUUGGAAGCCAUAUCUGCAUUCAUCUUCAUUGUCAGCUAAAAUUCGAGAAUAUUUUUCUGUGUUUUGUAAAGGAUCCAUUCACUAUCAAAUGCGCGAAACCGAACCUAUGGUGAUAUGUUCCAAUGAUGCCGAGGUACAAAACGAAAUAGGGUAUGCUUACUUUCCUUCAACGGAAACGCCAAUACCGAAUUGCCGUCGGCAGGUGGCAGAGCUUUGCUAUUCGAUUUUGUUGCAAGAAUGUCAGUCAUCCUUUGACCAGGUAAGAGAGGAGGUGUUGCUUAUGUUGCAAAGUCGCAUAUGUUGGUCUUUGAAAAGGUACAUGGCAGAUCGACUUGUGUCUGGUUUGCUUCCGAUGGCGGAUUGUCAACAAGAGGAUAUGGACAAGGUGAUUGAAUGUGUCUCGUCAGAACGUAUCUUGUUUUCAAGCUCUGUUCGGUCCCUUUUGCGACGUGCUUAUAAUACAAUGAAUGCGCAUCCCAUAUCUAGUAGGAUGAACAUAAAGAUGGGUGAAUUAACAUUAGAAAACGAAAACUGGAUUGGAAUUUAAUUGCUUAUUGAAUGAAUGAAAUGCCUAAUGAAAUGUCAUUUUCAUGAACCAUUAGUCCACUUGAUAUGUACCGAUGUAAUAACCAGUAAA